Messenger RNA from Syngnathus typhle (broad-nosed pipefish), 3566 nucleotides. RefSeq lists its product as uncharacterized. Gene Ontology annotation, cellular component: centriole. The transcript has 13 exons. Gene Ontology annotation, biological process: regulation of cytokinesis; centriole replication; centrosome duplication. The record is from RefSeq and is a predicted model, not a curated record. Lineage: Eukaryota; Metazoa; Chordata; Actinopteri; Syngnathiformes; Syngnathidae. Gene Ontology annotation, molecular function: protein binding. Bases 272 to 2515 code for a protein of 747 amino acids.
GUUUGUGCGCCGUGAGGCGACCAGAUAGUGCAUGAAAUGUAUUGGAACGCAGCCCUCACCCCGUUGCUAGGAGGCGCUGUUGUAGCCCGGAAGAAGGCACGUCGACGGCGGUGAUGGGCAAGACAGAACUACAAGAACACGCGCCUGGUUUUUAAUGACUGGCGUUGCUUUAACUUAACACAACCCGAAAGCGAAUCGUAGCUGGAAGCAAGGGAGGAGAGAAAAGGAAGGAGACACGUCGUGGUUUCGUCGUGGAGUGGCGACAACGUGGAUGGAAAGCUAUGAGGAAUUCUGCCUCCAAAGCGUGGCCACGCUGCAGGAGGAGGGGAAAUUUAAAGCAGCGACAUGCGAGCCGAUGGUCACGUACUCAUCUGUCAUCGUCUUCUGUGGGAAAGCUGCCUUGUCCCCUCUGUUAGAUGCAGAGCAGCGUCAACAUAUGCGCCACCUCAAACGCGGGGCGGUUCAGCUGGAAAGGCAGCAGAGGAGCAAGCCCUCGGCCCAAGUUUCAGACAAAGCGAGGCAUCAAGUGCCAAGGGGCGAGGCUGAAAAGUCAGAUAUUCCCAACGAAACAACACUCAACAGUUACAUGCUGAUCACCGACUCGCCCGGCCUUCCCUUAGAGCACAGAGUUAACCUUCAGACUGUCAGUCGGCCAACGCCUCUGCUCAACGGCCUCCUUGCAGAGAAGGAGAAGAGCGAUGAGGAAGAUAUGAGUACGGACAGCCUUCUCAAGCAAACACAAGAGCAUGUGAAGAGGGAGCUGAGCAGGGAAUGGUCAAAAGGUGUUGUCCCAACACCUUCGCCCGAGCCUGUCUCGGAAGGAGAAAUGUUUAGUCCAAACAGAGGCACUGAAUUGGGUCGCGGGCCCGUUGGCACUCCUGAGAUCCACCAAAAUGUGUCUGGUCCCAAGCCUCAAGAGCCCGCAUCGACGACUGGUCCGGCCGGUCAGUGCCUUUGGCGGCCGAGCCCAGAGUCCGGCCUCGGCCCCUGUAAGAUGCGCCCAUUCUCCACUGGGAGCAUCCGCGUCGUCUUUCCGGCAAUGCCGGGAGAAGGCGCCGCUCUGUCGGAGAGGCGCGAAGUUCCACCUGGAGCCUCAUGGUCCCCGGAUCGCUGGAGCUCAGCAUCAAGUGGCGACGCGGACCGCCGAAACACGCGGGGUAGUCAUCGAUCGGGUUGUCAUUGCGCCGUCAGUCCGAUGUGGGAAACCUGUGGGCCCGGCCCAAUCGGCCUGUUGUCAACGUCGCGCUGGGUCUGCCAAACCGUGAACACUCACCUACGCUCUGACCCGGCUGGAUUGGACCACAUUGAUCGCAGUCAGGAAAGAACAGCUCGCUUCAUGGCGGGAGUCACCGUGCGCCCCUCAAGUUGGCACAACUCCAACAGGUCAUUCCAGGGAGAGAAUCUCUCUCCGCAUCGGCCGAUGCCUCGCGUUUCCCUCGCAGUUAAGCUCGGUGAGGAGCCUGAUGACCCUCGAGGUCCCUGCGAUAAAACUGGGACAGCUUUCCUCAGACAGGCAGGUGACGCACAUGCCACAAACACAGAGGAAGCCCGGAGGCGAGCACGGGUUCUGGAGGAAAUGCAAAGACAUCUGGAGGAGAAUCACGCUUCACAAAAGUCGCUGCUCUUGGCCCAACAGGAGAAGGAGCAACAGUGCCUGCGGCGGGAGUUUGAAGAGGCCGAAAGGAGACUGAGCCAGCAGGCCCGUGCUAAGCUCCAGACCCCUGCCAAUGACGGAGCUAUGAACCCAACCGCUGCUACGCCGGGUCGCUGUCAAGGUUUCCCAAGUCCCGUGACAAAUGAGACCUUUCCCUCUCCGCAGUCUCCCAUCUACCUACGAGGGCCCUUGUGGUCAGCUCACAAACCUCAAGCGAGGCCAAGUCAGAUUUUGGAAGCGGAACAGAGGAGAGUGUUGUUUCGAAUCGGCGCCGUCGCCCGCGGCUUUCUCGUGCGCAGACUUCUCAAAACGCACAAGAUCCAACAUCUGUGUCAAACCGUCACGGACACACGGGACUUCAUAAGGUCCUUUCAGACUGCAGGUCCACAGAAGAGAAGCCCUUUCUCAGCUCAGGAUCUCUCCCUGCAGGACAGAGUUCGAGCCCAGUUACGUGCAGCCCUCUAUGACAUCCAUGAGAUCUUCUUUGAAAUGCCUCCAGCGGAUCGAUGGGCACUGCUGCAGCAGGACCGGGAGCUAUGUGCUGAGAAGAAGCAAAGAGACACGGAAAAAGCCAAGAAGGAAAGGGAGAGAGCUGCACUGUCUGCCGCCACACAAAGAUCUCUGGACCGGAAAAAAAGGGAGGGCCAGACCGCCAAGGUGAUGCAGAAGCCAAAGAGUCCCACUCCCGUCGGGUCCUGCAAGUGUGUGCGCUCACAACACAGGCAUUGGUCUUCAGUCUUUGAGCUUAACGCUGCCUUUUCACUCUUGUCUUUUGUCCUUCCCGCUUCUGCUCUUCACCUGUGCUCAUUUCUUCUUGUGCUAGAGUUCAAAAGCCCAGUCAAGUCCAAAAAGGUGUCCUGAGUCAGCUCAAGCGCCAGGGGAGCUGGUACACAAAGACCCCCGAAGCGAGAGUGCAGCGCUUGGACAACCUGAAGAAGCAGCAGUCUCUCGGCUAAGAGGCGACAUCGUUCUGAAAUAGAUCAACCAAACAUCAGGUUUGGCACCGAUGUUGCCCUUGACAACCGUGUUGUGGCAAUUCCCUGCCACCUUGACUUGAAAUUUUCAUUUGUUCCGUAGCGCAAAGGUCAACGCUAGCUUUGCUCGCCCGUCUUCGUUGAUGUUGUGUGAAUUUCUGCCUUUUCUGUUUGGUUUGAAGGUAACAGUCGACUUGUGCUGGCAAUAAACAUCAUUUGAAGCGAGCAUGAUCUGCUGAAAUCUUGUCGGACAAAAUGCCUCCGCGUCACGGUGUCGGCGUCCAAUACAACUUGUUUCGACCCAUGCUGUUAAGAAGAAGAAGAAUGUUUGAAAGACUUUGAAUAUUUUUUUUGUUUCCCUUGAAAUUCUGUCGGAUUAGCCUAUUAUGGUUGCGUGCAUUUGGUCUUCAAUCCGAAUCGCAACGUAUGUAUUUGUUUACAUGCCGGCACAACUUCACUUUCCUCCAUCUCCCAUAUGAGGGCUGGUGCUAUGGCUAGUGUCUAAAAAGACGAGGAAAUUUGCUCCCCUUUAGGCUUCAAGUCAUUCGUUUGGAAGCACUUUGGAUUCCAAAGAAAAGAUGGCUCAACGGACAAGACACGUGCAGUUUGUAAAUCCUGCCAUGCUGUGAUCAAAUAUUCAGGGACCACAAUUCUCGCCGCACAUUUAAAGAAAACCCACGACAUCAAAGUCCAGUGUUAAAAUAAGCACUUUGUAUACUACAAUACUCUUGUAAUUUCUUAAAUAAAGAGUUUGUAGUACCUUGUUGAUUUUGCGUAUGAAUUGUUAUAAAUCAGGAUAUUGUUCUAUAUUUUUUAUUUAAAAAAAUGUAUAUAUAUCGAUCGUAGAGCACUAUAUCGUGAUAUAUCGUGAAUGAAUCGCAGCAGGCUUUAAGAUAUCGGCAAAUAUCGUAUCGUAGUUCUUUGUAUCGAUAUGAUAU